Molecule: messenger RNA, 1686 nt
Organism: Exophiala oligosperma
Lineage: Eukaryota; Fungi; Ascomycota; Eurotiomycetes; Chaetothyriales; Herpotrichiellaceae
Exons: 6
Coding region: 1-1677 (558 amino acids)
Biological process (GO): carbohydrate transport; transmembrane transport
Cellular component (GO): membrane
Molecular function (GO): carbohydrate:proton symporter activity
Source: RefSeq, a predicted model, not a curated record
AUGUCGACCCAUGAGAAGACCAUCGAUCAACAUGCCCUCGAACAUGUCAACACUCUUGACAAGAAGGAUGUCGUCGAGGUCAAACAAGUCAGCGGCAGCGAGGCCUACAAUGAAGCUUUGAUCCAAGAGCCCGUCUCUUGGAGGGACCGCCGCAUGUUGCUGUUGUUCGUCGUCUUGUUGCCGGGGUUCUUCUGCCAGACCAUGAACGGUUACGACACCAUGCUCUUUGGCGGCCUGCUCAACAACAAGGAAUACUUUCUCAAACACUUCCACGGCGAGAACAAGGGCAUCUGGGCGGGGCUGAUCACGUCCAUGUACCAGAUCGGCGGCGUCUGCGCCUUGCCCUUUGUCGGCCCCUGCAUCGACCAGUGGGGCCGUCGCCCGGGCAUGUUCAUCGGCUCCUUUUUGAUCAUCGUCGGCACCGUCGUCCAGGGCCUCACGUCCGCCAACGCCUCCGAGGGUCAGAUGAUGGGCGGUCGGUUCGUCCUCGGGUUCGGCGUCUCCAUCGCCGCCGCCGCGGGGCCCAUCUGGAUCGUCGAGACGGCCCACCCCAAGUACCGGUCCGUCGUGACGGGCCUCUGCAACACCACCUGGCUCGCGGGGUCCAUCUUGUCGUCGGGCAUCACCCGUGGAGGCCUGGACAUCGACAACAACAACUCCUGGUUGAUCCCCAUCUGGUUCCAGAUGGUCUUCCCCGGGUUGAUCUGCAUCUUUGCUUUUCUCAUCCCGGAAUCUCCGCGGUGGCUCUACGCCCAGGGCAGGCGCGAGGCCGCCGUCGGUCUGCUCACCAAAUGGCACGGCGACGGGGACCGGGAGUCCGCCUGGGUCAAGCUCCAGCUCGCCGAGUACGAAGAGUACCUCGAACUCGAUGGAUCGGACAAACGAUUCUGGGAUUACCGUGCUCUCUUCAACAAACGAUCCAGCAUCAUUCGUAUCUCCGUGGCAUGUUGGUUCUCGGCCUUUACUCAAUGGUGCGGAAAUGGUGUCUUGUCGUACUUUAUGGCGGCCGUUCUCGACACCGCGGGCGUCAACAGUUCCAUCGGCAAGGCCAACGUCCAACUCGGUUACAGCGUCGAACAAUUCGUCUGCGCCGUCAUCGGGGCCCAUUUCGUCGAGAAGAUCGGUCGUCGCAAGAUGAUGCUGUGCGGCUUCUUUGGCGUGUCCGUCGUUUGGGUAUGCAUGACAGCGUCGGCCGGUACUCUAGCCAACUCUCUUGUGUCUGGAAGUGUCAAUGACAGCGACGCCGUCUUCACCAACAAGAACGCUGGUAAUGCGGUGUUGGCGUUCAUUUUCGUCUUUGGUGCAGUAUACUCGUUCAACAUUACUCCAUUACAGGCUCUGUACCCAGUCGAAUGUAUCUCAUUCGAGAUCCGAGCCAAAGGAAUGGCAUUCCAAUCAUUCUUCGUCAACGCCGCCGGUCUCUUGAACCAAUUCGCCUGGCCCAUCGCCAUCAAAAAGAUUCAAUGGAAGACGUACAUCAUCUUUGUGGCGUGGACUUUUAGUCACGGUGUUUUGGCCUAUUUUUUCUUCCCCGAAACCAGAAAGAGAACGCUCGAGGAACUUGACAAAAUCUUCGAGGCCAAAAAUCCCGUCAAGUAUUCCGUCCAACAACAUACCUUGGCCAUCACCGAGGACAAGACCGUGGUCGCCCUAGACAAGGAAAAGGGUCAAGUUUGAGGUUUGCUG